AUGGGAAGUUAUCCUCACGAACCAGACAACUCAACCAAGUCUUGUAAGUCCCGUGGGUCAAACCUACGUGUAUACUUCAAGAAAAUCCACGAAGUGGCCAAUGCGCUUCAGCACAUAACUCUAAUCCGCGCUCAAUGCUUUCUAAAGAACGUGGUGGACAAGGAUUGCGUACCCUUCGGGCGCUUCAACGAAGGCGUGGGCCACUGUGCUCAGGCCAAGCAUUGGAAAACAACGCAGGGACGCUAAUCCAAGCAGUGCGCCGAGUUCCCUCAACUGCCGCGUAACACCGAGUCGAAUGCCGACUAUAAUGAAUUGGACGUAGACAAGUUGGUGAUUGACCACAUCCAGGUAUAUCGUGCUGUCUGACUCAGAUGUCGCACGUACAGAGCCCACGAUCGCAUAACCUACAUGUCCUUUCCGUGUCACAUCGAGGUGAUCUUUACGGAAAAGUACGACGUAGUGGUCAAGACGACAGACGAGAAGCCAACGAAGAAGAAGCUGUCCAAGAAGUAGCUCUAGCGGCAGAAGGAGAAGAUGAUGAGGAAUUAA
Phlebotomus argentipes is the source of this 549-nucleotide messenger RNA. RefSeq names its product large ribosomal subunit protein uL22-like. Gene Ontology annotation, cellular component: ribosome; cytosolic large ribosomal subunit. Gene Ontology annotation, biological process: cytoplasmic translation. Lineage: Eukaryota; Metazoa; Arthropoda; Insecta; Diptera; Psychodidae. The record is from RefSeq and is a predicted model, not a curated record. Gene Ontology annotation, molecular function: structural constituent of ribosome.